UUGGGAUUUGAGAUGGGGCGUAUCUUCCUGAGAUGAGUCCUCUUCAUCAAGUUUCCUCUUCAGCUAUACCUGCAUGGUGGAUGUGCUCCCAUGUCAGCUAAGUUCUGUGGUUCCUUCCUGUGAUGCAACUUUGCCUCUGACUGUUCUUCUGAGGUUGAUGACUUUCGCUCGUCGAUCUGCAGACAGGAUGAAGACAUUACUAUUCAUUUUUAUCUAUUUCAGUUUCGUUUGCCGUGACAUUGUGACCGUCUCUAAACCCAACUGUUACAAAUGUGAUGAGUAUCACUUCUGCAACUGCUCUGGCAGAAAAUUUCUGCAUGUUCCAGCAGUUCCCAAAAAUGUUGUAAUCCUUGAUAUUUCCCUCAAUGAUAUUGAAUUCAUUGAGAAGCAGGAUCUGAGCAUGUACACUGAGUUGGGAACUUUAACUAUGCAGAAGAACAAACUUAAAAUGAUCCACAAAGAAGCAUUUAGGUCACAGCACAAGCUGGAGGUGCUUGACCUGUCUUUCAAUCAACUGGACAAAAUUUUGUCAUCCUGGUUUAAUCAGCUGAGGUCACUGAAGAACCUGAACCUGUUGGGAAACCUGUACACAACCUUAGGAUCUGUUCCUCUUUUCCAGUUUGGUGGGAACUUGCAAACUUUGGAAUUUGGAAACCAUUAUUUGAAGAAAGUACAAAAGAAUGUCUUAAGUGGGAUUAUCCAAUUGAAUGAGAUGGUUAUUGCUGGAAGUAACCUGAGGUCAUAUGAAGCAGGCAGCUUCAAGAUGACUCGACCCAUCAGAACAGUUUCAGUGAGCCUUCAAAGGUUGUUUCAAGAUGACCCAGCGCUUGUCUCAAAUAUCCUUCAAGACAUUUCUCACCCCGAGACAUCACUGACUAUCAAAGAUGUUCUCUUGAACACAAAUGAAUCAAUGCAACCUUUUGAAGAACUCAGAAAGGGGGGCACCACAAGACUUACUCUUCAUAACGUGACCACAACAGACGAAGCAGUCACCAGUUUCCUGAUGGCUAUGGAUGGUUCCCCACUGUCUUAUCUUGGUCUUGAGGAUGUACAGCUCAGAGGUGGAGGCUGGUGGCAAAAAGCCCAGACAUCACACUAUGAAAGUCUGCGCUCCAUCUUUGUUCGCAAUGUUGAAAUCCAAGACUUCUUCAACUUUGGCAGCAUGAUCCAAUUAGCGUUUCUUCUCAAGUAUCCCACUGAGAUAUCUGUGAUCAACAGCACCGUUUUCGUCAUGCCCUGCAUAACCUCCUUUCUUCUGAAAAAGAUUGAGUACUUAGACUUGAGUCAAAAUCUAUUAUCAGAUGUCACGGUGGAGGAAACAUUAUGUCGUGGCAUGGGCAAAAUGCACAAUCUCAACACCCUCAAUGUGAGCUACAAUUCGCUAAAAUCCUUUGGCCUCAUGUCCCACCUGGUGACACAUCUGCAGAGGCUGACAUUUCUGGACAUCAGUCACAAUGACUUCUUGACAAUGCCACAGAAAUGCACUUGGCCUGCAAGUCUAAGGUUCCUGAAUCUGUCUUCCACAAAGCUUCGUAGGGUAACACCAUGCCUACCUGUGAGCCUGACCAUUCUGGAUCUCAGUCAAAAUGACCUGACAGAAUUCCACCUCAGCCUUCCCAACCUUGUGGAGCUCCAGCUUUCAGGUAACAGAUUUAUUCAGUUCCCCGAAGGAGGAAUGUUUCCCAGCCUGAGCACAUUGCUCAUUCAGAGGAAUACCUUGAAUAUGUUCAACAAGAGCGACCUAACAGUGUUCAACAACCUGCAGUAUUUGGAAGCUGGCCAGAACAAUUUUGUAUGCACCUGUGAGUUUGUGACAUUUUUUAAGGGUGACGUUGACCAUCUUAUCACACUGAGGGAUGGUCACAAUAAUUAUGUAUGUGACUCUCCAGUCACGUUGAGAGGUCGUACAGUUGACAAGGCUCAACUGUCAGUCUUUGAAUGUUAUAUGAUUCCUGCAGUCUCCAUUCUCUGUGCUGCGAUUUUCCUCACUCUAGUCCUCGCUGGUGUGACCUGUCACAAGCUUCAUGUUUUAUGGUACCUAAAGAUGAUCACUGCAUGGGUACAAGCAAAACGAAAACCAGCAGUGCGCAGAGCAGAGGGGAAUCUUUGCUAUGAUGCUUUUGUUUCAUACAGCCAACAAGAUGCUGAGUGGGUUGAGGAGAUCCUUGUUCCAAAGCUAGAAGGUGCUCAGCCUCCCUUUGCCCUCUGUCUUCACAAGCGAGACUUUCUUCCAGGACGUUGGAUUGUGGACAGUAUAAUUGAUUCUAUCGAAAGGAGCCAUCGCACUCUGUUUGUUCUGUCUGAGCACUUUGUGAAAAGUGAGUGGUGCCGCUAUGAACUGGAUUUCUCGCACUUCCGUAUCAUUGAUGAACACAACGAUUCAGCUGUCCUGGUCUUGCUGGAGCCAAUUCCCAAAGAGACCAUUCCAAAGCGCUUCUGCAAACUACGCAAGAUAAUGAACUCCAGGACAUACCUUGAGUGGCCUCAAGAGGAAGAAAGGAGGGAGGAGUUCUGGCACAACCUGCAAGCUGCGCUAAAGAGGGAGGAUUCCUGAUGCUUUCGAGAUCAAGUCCAUUGUUUCUGAAGUCUUAAUGUGACAUUUGGCCUGCGGCAAUCCAUAACCUCUGGCCCUAGACCUUGCUUAUCCCCAACAAAAACGUUGGGUCAACACCAUGCCUACCAAUGAGCCUGACCUCCACAUACGUUAAUCUCAUAAAAGCACAAUAAAAUGCAUUCAGUGUCAUAAACAUUGGCAUCAUAAGCAGCUAAUGAUAUUCAUAUUAUUUAUCAGAUCUACUGUCGUGGUAUAUGGUACAACAAAAGGUUAGAGAAGUUCUGUUUUAAUUUUUGGCAUUUUACCCUAAUUCUCAUUACUGCAUGUUUUCUCCAAACUGAUAUGUGUCCUUUUUUCACUUUUUUAAAUGAGAAAAACUGAGUUAGUAUUAUGUUUAAUUGUUGAAUGUCUUUACUCUAAUGUUUUCCUUGUAAUGAUGGGAACCUAAACAAAACAUUAUAUUGCUUGGGUACAAAGACACACCUUAAUGGCUGUCAAUAUAUAAAGUGUAUAAAUAGUGAAAUAAAAAAGCUAAAUUUAUUUAUAUAUUUUGCUAAUAUAUACAGUAUAUUAGUUCAUGUAAACUGAAAAAUGUUACUAAAAUUAAUGUAAAAUAACUCUUUCGGGUUUACUUUUAAUCAUUCAAUCAGGCGUCAUUGUUUGUACAUCCAAAAACAAUUUUUUUAGAUUGGGAUGCAGUACUUGUCCUGUUUGUGAGAAAAACCCAAAUGUACACACUUAAAAUUAUGGUUUUUCAAGGGUUCUUUAGUAAAGUUUUUGGAACAAUAUAGAUGCCUUUUCAAAAAGGUUCUACAUGUGCAACACAAGUACAACACAAAUAGUAUUUCACUUUCAAUCAACUGGAUUAAUUAAUAAAUGUUCCCAGUUCAGUUCAGUCUGAAAAUAGUUCAAUCCAAUGUUUGAGAUGCCUAAUCAUGCAAAUGUUCAAAUUUCAUAACUAAAAAAAAUGUACUCUAGCACAACUUUGACAUUUUGCAUAGUUGUUUGAGUUAAGUUGAAGCUACUGUUUGAAUGUUUUAUUGAUGUCCACUUGACUGGACAGGCUGUACAAGAUUUGUUCUUGCUUUCAACAAAUAUUUUAUAUAAAAUUAGUUUCAAGCUGUGUCAGUGAUGUUUAAAGUAUCAGAAAUACUCACUCUUUUCUUAAUAUUGUAUGACCACUGAUACAGUGGUGCACAUUCACUUGACUUUUACUGCCUAUUGUUUUUAUAAGAAAAGUAAGUAAAUAAAGAUUUUCAGAAUGCA
Pygocentrus nattereri (red-bellied piranha) is the source of this 3820-nucleotide messenger RNA. RefSeq names its product toll-like receptor 2 (gene tlr2). Bases 74 to 2554 code for a protein of 826 amino acids. Gene Ontology annotation, biological process: toll-like receptor signaling pathway; immune response; inflammatory response. Gene Ontology annotation, cellular component: membrane. Gene Ontology annotation, molecular function: protein binding; triacyl lipopeptide binding; transmembrane signaling receptor activity. The record is from RefSeq and is a predicted model, not a curated record. The transcript is spliced from 3 exons. NCBI's taxonomy places the organism in Eukaryota, Metazoa, Chordata, Actinopteri, Characiformes, Serrasalmidae.